Molecule: messenger RNA, 410 nt
Organism: Corapipo altera (White-ruffed manakin)
Lineage: Eukaryota; Metazoa; Chordata; Aves; Passeriformes; Pipridae
Product: centrosomal protein of 41 kDa-like
Exons: 2
Biological process (GO): cilium assembly; protein polyglutamylation
Cellular component (GO): ciliary basal body
Source: RefSeq, a predicted model, not a curated record
GCCUGAAGGUCCUUGCACAGAAGAUCCCAGAGGGGUUGAUCACGGGCACGCUCCCGCUGUCCUGCCAGGUCCCGGCUCCCCCGGGAUCCGCCCGAAGGAAAACCUCUCCCCGAGUCCCUCCCACCCGUGCUGAGAACAAGUGGAGGUUCUCUGCAGAUGAUCUCCAGAAGCUGAAGUACUACCUGGAGGAGGAGCACAUUCCUUUGGACGCUGCCAGCCGCCUGAGCCGUGGGAUUUCCAGCCGGGAUUCCAAGCCCACAUCCAUGAGGAGCAGCCCCAGCCUCCACGGCUCCAACGCUGGAUCCCUCAGCUCCCGCACGCUCAGCAGGACCAGCCUCCAGAACAGGCCCUGGAAAUAACCAGUGGGGUCUCCUCCCACCGAAUAAAGGAUUAUCCAGGUUUUGGGAAUA